AUGGCGGGGACUACAGCGCGGGCGCCCCAGCUACAUGGCACAGGCAGCACUCUGUGCAAACAACCAAAGGUUAUCACAAAUGGCACAGCAGCUGCAGGCGUGGUCGCCAUGGUCACGGUGUUGUUGCUGCAGCUUACAGUCGUCUGUGGCCGCACGCACGCCGUGAAAGGCAAUAUUCAAAUUCAAGUAGUUCCCACAGUCCAGGAACUGCAGGAAGUGUUGGUGACAGUGCGAGGUUGCCGCACCAGUAACCGGAAGAGUCUGAUUUUAACAAGCACCUCCCCAACCCUGCCACGACCCCAUUCACCUCUACCUGGACACAUAGGGAGCAGUCCACUGGACAGUCCCCGGACGUUUUCCCCCAGUGCUCCCGCCCACUUCUCUUUCGCCUCAUCCAGAAGGACAGAUGGGCGACGCUGGUCCUUGCCCUCAUCUGGUUAUGGCACCAACACGCCCAGUUCAACGUCGUCUAGCUCUUCGCAGGAGAGGUUACAUCAGCUUCCUUUUCAGCCAACCAUGGACGAACUGCACUUCCUGUCCAAACACUUCGGCAGCACGGAGAGCAUCACCGAUGACGACGGGGGACGAAGAUCUCCUCACGUCAGACCCCGCUCACGCAGUCUCAGCCCAGGGCGUUCUCCUUCCUGUUACGACAAUGAGAUCAUUAUGAUGAACCAUGUCUACAAGGAGCGCUUUCCCAAGGCCACAGCACAGAUGGAGGAGCGUCUGGCCGAGUUCAUCCAGAACUACUCUCCCGACAACGUUCUGCCGCUGGCCGACGGGGUCCUCAGCUUCAUCCACCACCAGAUCACGGAGCUGUCCCGAGACUGCCUGGCCAAAUCUCGUGAGGGCCUCAUCACCUCCGUCUACUUCCUGGAACUACAGGAGAACCUGGAGAAACUCCUGCACGACGCAUAUGAAAGGUCGGAGAGCUCUGAGUUGACUUUUGUCACAGAGCUGGUCAAGAAACUGUUCAUUAUCAUCUCCCGUCCAGCGAGACUGCUGGAGUGUUUGGAGUUUAACCCAGAAGAGUUCUACCACCUGCUGGAGGCGGCUGAAGAUCAUGCCAAGGAGGGACACUUAAUGAAGACCGACAUUCCCCGUUAUAUCAUCAACCAGCUGGGCCUGACCAGAGACCCACUGGAAGAAAUGGUGAAUUUGGACAGCUAUGACAGUGAAGGUCCACACACCCCUGAGACGGACGAUUCAGCGGAGGGGAAGAUGAAAGCCAUGAAACCUCCCUGUGAAUCUGACUUUCAGACCAUCAAACUCAUCAGUAAUGGAGCAUAUGGUGCGGUGUAUUUGGUGAGACACAGGGAGACACGGCAGCGCUUUGCCAUGAAGAAGAUUAACAAACAGAACCUGAUCUUGAGGAACCAGAUCCAGCAGGCCUUUGUGGAGAGAGACAUCCUGACCUUCGCCGAGAACCCGUUUGUCGUCAGCAUGUUCUGCUCUUUCGAGACCCGCAGACAUCUCUGCAUGGUCAUGGAGUACGUAGAAGGUGGAGACUGUGCCACUCUGUUGAAGAACAUCGGGGCACUGCCAGUGGAGUUGGCACGCAUGUACUUCGCCGAAACCGUCCUGGCACUGGAGUACCUACACAACUAUGGCAUCGUCCACCGCGACCUCAAACCUGACAAUCUGUUGAUCACGUCAAUGGGUCACAUUAAGCUGACGGAUUUUGGCCUGUCUAAAAUGGGCCUGAUGAGUCUCACGACCAACCUGUACGAAGGACACAUCGAGAAGGACGCCCGCGAGUUCCUGGACAAACAGGUGUGCGGCACCCCCGAGUACAUAGCCCCGGAGGUGAUCCUGCGGCAGGGCUAUGGUAAACCAGUGGACUGGUGGGCCAUGGGCAUCAUCCUCUAUGAGUUCCUGGUUGGCUGUGUGCCGUUCUUUGGCGCCACACCUGAGGAGCUCUUCGGACAGGUCAUCACAGAUGACAUAGCCUGGCCUGAGGGGGACGAGGCACUGCCGGCCGACGCCCAGAGUUUGAUUUCUGCUCUGCUGCAGACUAACCCCCUGGUUCGCCUGGGUACAGGAGGCGCGUUUGAGGUGAAGGAACAUUCGUUCUUCUCAGAGCUCGACUGGAACAGUAUACUGAGGCAGAAGGCUGAGUUCAUCCCUCAGCUGGAGUCAGAGGAGGACACCAGUUAUUUUGAUACGCGGUCAGAGCGAUAUCGCCACGUCAACUCUUACGACGAAGACGACACGAAUGAUGAUGAGCCGGUGGAAAUCAGACAGUUCUCCUCUUGCUCCCCGCGCUUUAGCAAGGUGUACAGCAGUAUGGAGCACCUGUCUCAGCUGGAGCAAAAGACCCCGGUCGUCACUCGGCGGGAACACAAGGGUCACCAUGACAGCAAGAUAGCCAAGAGAGAAAGUUUGGGAAGCUUCACCAUGAGAGACAAGACCUGGAGGACUGGCUCUCCAGAGAUGAAACGUCUCUCCUGUUCGGAAUCCUUGUACAUGGAGGGCGAUUCCAGCCCUCCCCUGGGCGCUCGACGGCGAUUUUCCGCCCUCAUGGACACGCACCGUUUUGCCUCGCCCCUAGAGAGCGAGGGAGAGCUCCCGUCCCAUCAGCCGGGGGUUAAAGUCCGGGGAAUGUCUCUAGAGGGCGCCACCGUACCCCGUUCCCCCAGCGCCAGCGAGCACAGGAGUGCCUCCAAAGAAGUGACCCCAGCCAGCGCCGGAGACAAGCUGCCCAGACCUGGGGAUAUAUCAACAGGACAGGCCACACCUGCAGCUGCAGCGAUGACACCUGUCUCCAGGGAAACCAGUGCCCUCGGUGACUCCAUUGGCCAACGGGCAACCAAUGACCUGGUCCUACGCCGGGCACGACAUCAGCAGUUGCCAGGUGACGGUGAGAAACGGAGCUCUCGCCCGGGCAACAAGGUCAUCAAAUCGGCCUCCGCCACAGCGCUAUCCGUCAUGAUACCUGCAGUUGAACAGCACGGAUCCUCUCCCUUGGCCAGUCCCAUGUCACCGCGCUCUCUCUCCUCCAAUCCCUCGUCCCGUGACUCUUCUCCCAGUCGCGACUACUGUCCAGCGGUCACAGUGCUGCGUUCACCAAUCACGAUCCACCGCUCGGGCAAGAAAUACGGCUUUACUCUGCGUGCCAUUCGGGUCUAUAUGGGUGACAGUGACAUUUACAGCGUCCAUCAUAUCAUCUGGCAUGUGGAGGAAGGAGGGCCUGCCCAGGAGGCGGGACUGUGUGCUGGUGACCUCAUCACUCAUGUGAAUGGGGAGUCUGUCCAUGGAUUGGUCCACACAGAAGUGGUGGAGCUCAUUCUUAAGAGCGGGAACAAGGUUACCGUGACAACCACACCCUUUGAGAACACUUCCAUCAAAGUGGGUCCUGCUCGUAAAUCCAGCUACAGAUGUAAGAUGGCCCGACGCCAUAAGAGGACAGGGAAAGAAGCACAGGAGAGUAAAAAGCGAAGCUCUCUGUUCAGAAAAAUCACGAAGCAGUCCAAUCUCCUUCACACUAGUCGGAGUUUGUCGUCUCUGAAUCGCUCUCUGUCAUCCAGCGAGAGUCUCCCAGGAUCCCCCACCCACAGCCUGUCUGCCCGCUCACCUACCCAGAGCUACCGUUCCACCCCUGAAUCCUCUUACCUGGGGGCUUCAUCUCAAAGCAGCUCCCCUGCCUCAAGCACCCCAAACUCGCCAGCUGCCACCCAGCAUAUGCGUCCCAGCUCUCUGCAUGGCCUCUCCCCAAAACUGCACCGCCAGUACCGCUCUGCCCGCUGCAAGUCUGCCGGCAACAUCCCCCUCUCCCCACUCGCCCACACCCCGUCCCCGACCCAGUCUUCUCCACCCCCUCUGCCUGGACACACGGUGGGCAGCUCCAACACCACCCAAACCUUUCCCGCCAAGCUCCACUCCUCUCCGCCCAUCAUGCGCCCCCGGCCGAAGAGCGCCGAACCCCCGCGGUCUCCGCUCCUGAAACGUGUCCAGUCGGCCGAAAAGUUGGGACUUCCCCUGUCGUCCUCCUCUUCUUCGUCCUCGGAGAAAAAGGCUGGGAUAGGUGUGAUGAGGAAGCACAGUCUGGAAGUGGGACAUUCGGAUUACCGGAAGGAGGGCUUCCACUGCGAGUUGGGCCUGCAGAGCCUGGUGGAGACAGAGGGGGAGAAUCUCGCCUCUGCUACGGCAACCACGCCAUCACCAACACAUCCAGUUGCUCCAUUGUCCCCAGAGACUGGAAUUUUUAAGCCAGUGAGGAAGCUUGGGAGGCAAGAAUCACCGCUGAGUCGAGACGCCCUGUUAGCAGGCAGAGAGACAACGGAGCCCAAGUCCAGUGUAGUCCCUUUAACUCCAUCACCACUGACCACUUCAGCUACUAAAACUACAACUCCCAGCAUUUCCAGCACGGGAACGGGAAACGGAAGUCCAGGCAGUGGUACGAUGACACCAAGCAAGGUCACCCAAAGUCAUACAGAAAAGUCCUCGAAACCCCAAAGUCUUCUGGUCACACCAAGCACCAUUAGUAAAGAGCCACAGGAGAGGGAUGGAGGCAAGAAAGAGGUAAAGCAAGACGCAGGGAAAACUCCAGCACCUUCCAGACCUAGCAUGCAAGCUGGAACCCCAGGAAAGGGAACUCUAUCCAUGGAUAAAUCCACCGUCUCAUCUGUACCGACACCAAGUGGUGGACUUGCCGAGACAUCUAAAGCAAGCAGAGGAACUGGAGAUGGUGAAGGCAUGAAGAAAGCUGGGUUGGAUGCCUCUUCCAGACCUUCGGAUACCAGGGUGAGAACCUCUGUCUCUAAAGGUGUGGUUCCACCUCAUCCACCCCAGGUUCAGUCUCCUGCUUUGGGCAAACUCAGGCAGGAUAAAAGCCUAGUUCCUGUCAACUGUUACCGAGGAACCUUGGAUUGGGAGGACAAGUGUCUCCUGGAGGUGGUUGAGGAGCAUUCACCCUCCCCAACUCCAUCCCCUACGGGGGCCAGCCCAAGUCCUUCCAAAACUCAACCUGUCUACCCCGUUGACAAGGCCAGCUUGGUCACUCAGUUAACCAGUGUGGCAAAAACUGUGCUUGGGCCUAUCAAGGCUGCCGCAGCAGCAGCAGCUCAAGAGGUCCCUAAGGCGAAAGAACCCCCGAAAUCCGUGGAAGAGAGUCAGCCUAGUCUAUCAGGAAAGACUGAGGCUUCAACCGGAACCUCCAGCAGGCCUGGAACCAAAUCAACCUCCCAGGGCCCUGCUAGCCCAGCACAGCACGAGAAAAACGGCACCACUGCAAAGCACGGAUCUUGA
Molecule: messenger RNA, 5247 nt
Organism: Chanos chanos (milkfish)
Lineage: Eukaryota; Metazoa; Chordata; Actinopteri; Gonorynchiformes; Chanidae
Gene: mast1a
Product: microtubule associated serine/threonine kinase 1a
Exons: 29
Coding region: 1-5247 (1748 amino acids)
Biological process (GO): intracellular signal transduction; peptidyl-serine phosphorylation; cytoskeleton organization
Molecular function (GO): ATP binding; magnesium ion binding; protein serine/threonine kinase activity
Source: RefSeq, a predicted model, not a curated record